Messenger RNA from Orbicella faveolata, 1673 nucleotides. RefSeq lists its product as uncharacterized. NCBI's taxonomy places the organism in Eukaryota, Metazoa, Cnidaria, Anthozoa, Scleractinia, Merulinidae. The record is from RefSeq and is a predicted model, not a curated record.
UGAAUUCUUCAUGUCUGGGGCGCGAGUUUGACACGUGCUACGAUUAACCUUAAGUAUGAUACGACAUCGAUAUUGAAGAAGGCUUUACAACAAUUCAUUUUCUUUUCUGAACACGCAAACUUCUCUUGCCGAGUUGCUGUGGGGAAAUGAGGACGUUGACGAUAAUUUUUGUGUUAACCACAUUGGUGACCUUUAACAUCGGUACAGUCUUUGUUUCAGCUCGUUCGUCCCAACUGUUACACAAGAAGAGGGUUACCUUGCGAUGUCUUAAUGAUUUCAUGCUCUUGCAAAUUGACCUUCAAGAAAUCCCCAAGAUCAAACCAUCUUCACUUCAUCUACGACACCUCUCCUGCAAGCCACAUCACGUGACAAACACAACUGCUCUCUUCAAAGUACCUCUUGAAGGGUGCGGGACAACCCGAGGGACUAAUGACCGAUAUAUCAAGUUUACAAACGCGGUAGAAAAUUCGUUGUCGCUGAAUGAAUCGCGUUGGGUGAUCGUCAGACAUGUGCCCGAGUUCCACUUUCCAUUUAUGUGCUAUUACCGUCCGAAAUACAUCAUAACUGUUCAGGAGGGAGAGGGGCAUGGGACGGGAAAUGACAGUGGAGAGCAAGAAAAGCUUAAAGGUCAUGCAAACCACUCAAGCUCAGUGCCAAACGAGACCUCUUCUGCUGGAAAACUGAUGUUAUGUUUCCAUAGUACAGUGCCAGUUGUACUCUCGUUAUUGAUUGCGGCAUGCAGCUGACGAGCCAUGACUAAGGGCCAUGCAAAGACAGGGCCCCAGCUGAUACCACUGAAAAGGACUACCCUGGUUAAAUAAAUUAGUUGGGUCAUUUCGGCAAGGUCGCUAAAAUUCUAGACGUUUUGCCAGCUUUAGAUCACUGGCACCGGUUUACACACCAAAGAAUUCGCAUUAUUUCGGUCACGUACAAAAUUACACUCAAAUUGAAAGAAAACUUGAAAAUAGUAGUUUACUAAGAAUGAAAUAAUAGUAAUAAUAAUAAACCAUAAGCGAACAAGGAUAGCUAAGGAUGGAGAAGAUUGACAUGGAUUACAAAUGACGGACUAAACGUUUCAAAAUGCGCAAACUGUGACGUAAUUCCUAUAAAAGAGUAGAUAUCAUUAUUCACAGGAUAAAUCGCUAGCUAAAAGCUAGCUAAGAAAACAAAACAAAAAAGACGAAAAACUGCGUAGUUUAGGGUAAAAGUGAAAGGAUAAAUUUUUGACUAUCGCACUAAGAAACGAUUUUUUUUUUUUCAGUUAAACACAAUCUGUAUUUAUUUACCUUACCUUUUUUCGCUAAAGGAAGUUAUGUAAUUUCCUUUGUAAAUUAUAUGUAUGAGCUAAAUGGCAGGUUCUGCUUGUUUAUUGCGGAAUUUUUGUGGUAGUUUGUAUUUGUACCUGAUGAUAACUCAUGUAGAUAAGGGAAUAACAUGACUCUUUGAGGGAAUAUUGUUUAUUUGCACUCGUGUCGAGUGUCAUGAUCAUUUGCGGCCCGCGCGCGAAACACAAGGGCUGCAGCCCUUGCGCUUCGCGCGCGGGCCGCAAAUAAAGGUACAAGACGGAAGAGUAGCAAUCAUACGUCCUAAAUUGUUGAUUUGUUGUUGAAAGGAAACUUGAAAAUAGUAGUUUAGUAAGAACAGGAGCCAUAAUCGGGGAUGGAGACCGUAAG